UUGCCGCUGAGUCCAUGAUUCCCCACAUUACUGCUUAUUGGGGUUUAUCUAGGGCUUCGAUUUGAUCUUCAGUCUGUUAAAAAGAUUUUAUAUCUCAAUCUCUUUUUGUUUUCUUUCCCUGUAAUUACACCUCGAAAGCUCGUCAUCUCUCUUUUCUCCGAUUUCUGUUUUUUUUUUUUGGUUUAAAUUUUGUUAUCUUGAAACCUCGAAAUUGUUUGAUUCUUUUUUCCUUUUUCUUUUUUUAAAAAUGAUUUUAGUUUUGGCAGUUGCAGAGAUCGUCUCCCUCUCGUGAAAUUUAAAAUACAAGCAGGUGAUUUUUUGUGUUUUUCCUUCCAUUUCCCUCCUUUUUUCGCUUGAAUCAAAGAGUUAUUAGAUGAAAAUUUGAUAUUAAUUAACGUUAAUAACUUUGAUGUGUAUGUUGAAUCACAUAACACCUUUCUCGUAAUUUGGAUCGUUCGAGGAGAUUCUUGAAUCGCUUAUUGGAUGCUAAAAGAACCUACAUUGAUUUAUUUAUUUAUUUAUUAGUUUUUGCAUAAUGCAUUGGAUUUUGAAUUCUUUUGUUUCUUCAUUGGAGUCAUUGAUCUGUAUUCUGGAACCGGUUGAUUAGUUCAAUAUGAAAUUCAAUGGUAGCUUUGCUUUGUAAUUGAAUACUAUAAAUUUAGCUAAGCAAAUCUUUGCUUUCGAAGAAGAACUAAAAUUGCAAUGCCAUAGGAGUUGGAUAAUGAGUUAUGGAUUUGGUGAUGUGUUUGCUAGUUGUGUUGGGAUAACUGCUAAACAUAUCCAAAAAAAUUUUAAAUGACAGUGAGUGCGGUGUUCUAGCCCUUGGCUACUUAUCUGCUAAACUUGAAUCUUAUGGAGCUUGAUAAUACUAAGGAAACUAAUAGAAGCACGCCUAGGAAAAGGGAAAAUGGUCUUCAUCUGAAGCCAGUCUCGCCAGAGGCAUCUGGUGUAGGCUUGCCUUAUGCUCCUAUGGAUUGGCCUAAGAAGGGUGAUAUAUGGGGCUGGAAGGUGGGGAGGAGAGUUGCCAUCACUGGUCAUUUCUUGGAUAGAUACCUCUAUCCUCCAAAACGCCUUCACAAGCUUGACAACUCAACUGGAAGGAAACGUGGUUUGGCUAGUAAGCUUUCAGUUGAGCGAUUUCUCCAAACGGCACUCCCUGGUGCAGACAUCAGUGCAUUUUUUGCUUCAUUCAGCUGGAAAGUCCCUGCAAAAAAGCAUUCAUUGACAAAUGUGACACGGACUUUCUUUGCUCCACCUCCUGAAGAGAUAGCUGAUCUUUCAGUGUCUGACGCCCAGUCUGAUGGUGUGACUUGUAAGGCUGGAAAUAAGAAGUGCAACAGUUUAUCUGCUGAAGCAGAAAGCCCUUCUUUGGUUCCCUUGCCUUGUGAUCUUUGCUGUGGUGAACCUCAUUUUUGCCGUGACUGUUGCUGUAUUCUAUGUAGCAAGACUACAGACUUGAAAUAUGGAGGCUAUAGUUAUAUCAAAUGUGAAGCAACGGUGGAUGGUUGUAUAUGUGGGCAUGUUGCUCAUCUGAACUGUGCUCUUCGGUCUUACAUGGCUGGGACAGUUGGAGGUAGCAUUGGGUUGGAUGCUGAGUACUAUUGCCGACGUUGUGAUGCAAAGACAUCACUGGUUCCACAUGUGACAAUGCUUUUAAAAACCUGUGAAUCCAUUGAUUCUCGUGAUGACAUUGAGAAGAUUCUGAAUUUUGGUUUCUGUAUUUUACGUGGUUCAGGGAAGACCGAUGCAAGGGAGUUACUGGAUCGUAUUGAGUUGGCUAUCACAAAGCUUAAAUGUGGGACUUCUCUUGAAGAUAUCUGGAAAGUGAAAGAAAGUGAUUGUGCUAUAUCAACAGGUGCCUUCCAUAAUGGAAAUUUAGAGCUUGAACCAACAAAUCAUCAGGACUCUCUAGAUAUUAGACCAUGUUCAGUGUCAGUUCAAUCAAUUUCUUCUGAUUAUCAGAGUGAAUACCUAAAACUUGAAUAUGAGAUUGAUCAGGUUCUUCAGGCUCUGAGAAACGCACAGGAGUCUGAAUAUAAAAUUGCAGAAGAAAAGCUUUAUGGUCAGAAGAAUUAUCUUCGCAAUCUUUAUCAGCAACUGGACAAGGAGAGAUCUGAACUGUCACAUCGGGCAUCUGGAACUGAAGCAGAUGCGUUGCUGAAUGCUAUCUUGAACAGAGUGGAUCAGAUGAAAAAAGAAGUCAUGAAACUCAAGGAAAUGGAAGUAGUGUCCAAUGGAUUUGGAAGGACUCCUAAAGUUACUCUGAAGGAACACUUUGGUUUGGAAAUUGAGGACUAAAUCAUUCUGCAUAGCAAUGGGUUAAUUUGUCCGAUGUACACCAAAUUUUGCCGUUGAACUGUAGCACAUCCUUUGAACUUUCCUUUACAUCUUUGACGGUGAAGUUGCAUAAUGCAAAAAUAGGUCAUACCAUGCACCCCAAGAAUUGUGGGUCUAACCUCCUAGAGGAUUCGGGGAAGACAUGUGAAGGCUGUUGGUAAAGGAAUACUGCAGUAUAGAAAUCGGAAUCGAACACAGCCCCUAGGGCAAGUAUAUGAUCAUACAAGGUUGUUUGGCUUUAUCAGUUUGAUGAGUUUUCUCCCAAGUGUCGUAUAUUUCAUUGAAAUAUGUUGCGUGGCUUGACAGUUAGCAGAGAGGGAAGUUGGAUCACUCAUCGGUUCUGGGUAUGAUUUGGUAAAACCGCUGUCAGAAAAGCCACAAAAAACCCUGUGACUUUGAACAAAGUUGCGUACCAUUUCUCACUUUAAUGAAUAGAAUGGGGGCUCUGUGAUUGGAAUUCUUUGUGUCCCAGCGAAACAAAAGCAGUCUUUGUGCAGAGAAUUUUUGUUCUUUCUAAUGGAGAAGAUUCAAAUUUUGCAUUUCGCUGGUUCUAGCAUUGCCCAUCUUGUUUAAGAUAUUUAACAUUAUAACCAUCUUGAAAGUUGCAUUUAGGUAUUAAUUACGCAUAA
Molecule: messenger RNA, 2966 nt
Organism: Theobroma umbraticum
Lineage: Eukaryota; Viridiplantae; Streptophyta; Magnoliopsida; Malvales; Malvaceae
Product: CDPK adapter, putative (DUF1423)
Source: RefSeq, a predicted model, not a curated record